UCAGCCUGCCCCUUCCUCUUGUCCCUGAGCUAGCAGCGUAAGAAAUUGGAAGCUAGCGCUUAGCAGCUGUUUGUGUCAAACAACCAACUAACCAGCCUCCUAGUCAUCCAGCUAGCUAGUCUGUCUGUUAUUCUAGGUUGUGGUGCAUCUGCUGGAGAAGAAUCUUGGGCGACUAGUUUUGUCUUCUCGGGACGUCAGCUGCCUCAUCCGAACGAGUUGAAAAAGCUGUAGAAUAUCGUCCUCGCCAUCUCAACAGGAAGAAGCCCUGGGACAUGGCAAGACCAGAACAAGUCCUGGUGCUAGAGCCGCAACACGAACUGAAAUUCAGAGGCCCGUUUACAGAUGUUGUCACUGCCACUCUGAAGCUCACCAACCCCACAGAUAGAAAUGUGUGUUUCAAAGUCAAGACGACGGCGCCGCGCAGAUACUGUGUUCGCCCAAACAGCGGCAUCAUUGACGCCGGGACCUCCAUCAACGUUUCGGUCAUGCUACAGCCUUUUGAGUACGACCCCAAUGAGAAAAGUAAACACAAAUUCAUGGUGCAGUCUGUGCUGGUUCCCUAUGACAUGACUGACAUGGAAGGAGUUUGGAAGGAGGCGAAACCUGAAGAAUUGAUGGAUUCAAAGUUGAGGUGUGCAUUUGAGAUGCCUCUAGAAAACGACAAAACUCAUGAGGGGGAAAGCAAAAAAAAUGAAACUCCCUCUACUUCUGUUAAGUCUGAGCACCCGGCCAAGCAAGGCAGCGUCUCGAUGGACGACGGCGAGGUGAAGAAGAUCAUGGAGGAGUGCAAGCGGCUGCAGAUGGAGGUGCAGAGGUUACGGGAGGAAAAUAAACAAAUCAAGGAAGAUGAUGGACUGCGGAAGAGGAGGGUGACCUCCGCUGCUGCUCCUCACUCCUCCAACAUGGCAAUGACGGCCGUGAAGGACGAAGGCCUGAGCACUCGUGUCCUGGCGUUCUGCCUACUCUUCUUUGUGAUCGGGGUCAUUAUUGGCAAGAUGGUCCUGUAGACACACAGAGGGACAGAGCACAGGGACAGAACGACGGAUGGACAGCGGACUCGGGAAGACGAGGGUUGAUGACGGUGAUGGCAGUGAAGAUGUCUUCUGGGUUCAUGUUGAUCUGUUUUCCCGUUUUCUUCAUAAUUUAAUGCAAUAUGUCACAGAGGUAUGCUUGUAUGAAAUGUAACUGCAAGUUUUAAGAGCGAGCAAAGGAAAGGCGGGUUAAAGAUGUCUCACGUUUUUGUCACAGGUUCCGCUUUUCGCCCCUGUUUUGUUUUGCAAAAAUCUGCCUUUUCUGCUUCUUCCGUCCAUCUCUCCAUAAUCUCCUCACACUUGCACAGGUAACAGUGAUCUUUGUGGAAGUGGCUUCACUUGGCUAAAUGUUAACGCUUUCAUUGGUUUUCAGGUUUUAAAGUUCCACACUCGUGUCAAUUUCUGCUCCUCGAGAUUUUAAAGGGGCAUUGAUUGGAAAUAAUCUGUGCAAACCGACCUGAAUCUGUUGUCUUAUAAAGUUUGACCAUGUUUUAGCCAGUAAAAGCUGUGUGUGCGUUUGUGUCUUUUCUGGCUUCCCACAGGAACCCUGGCAUGAGUGUGUUGUUGAUGUUUUAUGUGACGACAAAAAGUGAACUUGCAGGUUUGGGGAAAAGAAAAAGACAAACUUCCAUUGCACCAGAUUUCCUUCAUGCAACAGAAAACCAGGAGUCUGUGUUAAAAAUUGAGAAAUAAGCUGAAUAAACACGGUGGCUCACUUGAGCUAAAAACUGUACAUCGAUUUUGGAAUCAUAAUAAACAUGACAAUAUAAUACUUAUAACGGUUUUAUGCUUCCCUGUGAUGUCUUUAACAAACAAAUAUCUUAUUUAAGAUGACGUGUUUUCAAUAAUCUGGUCAUUGAGGCUGAAACAUAUUAAAGCAAAUAGUCCAAAGAUUGUUGAUUUUCUUUUUCUCAUUUGAGCGAACAAGAAAUGAUUUCUUUCUCCUGUUGGAGAACUAAUUUGUUCUGUUUUCCAUUCUCUAGAUCACUUUUUUUGUGCAUAAAACAAUUCUUUAUAUUUUAGAGCCUUGUGUUCUAUUAUCCAAUCUGCUGUUUUCAGGUAUGGCUGCAUUUUGUUUUUAUAACUUUUUUUUUUUUUAAUUAUUCAAGGAAAUCAAUUGGGACCAGUGUGGUUCACCACAUAAGUGAUCAGCUUUUCUUCCUCUUUUCUUUUGCUUUUUUUUUCCAUUUCUGACAUCAGCAAGUUUGUUUGUUUUUCCUCGUAAAGCUUGGAGGCAGAAUUCUACCAGAAAACUACAUGAAAAGAAAAGCUAAAGGGGCUUUGGAUUACACAUACAGUCACACCCGAGUAAUCACACUCAUUGGAUAGUCUUGUAUAUAAAAUGCAAAUACUCCAUACUGUCAAAUUACUAACAUACUGUAUUAAAUGAAGAACGUACCUGGACAACCAUGAUUAUGUAGCAACAUAAUUAAAGUUAUGUGAACCAUC
Oryzias latipes (Japanese medaka) is the source of this 2480-nucleotide messenger RNA. Its product is annotated as vesicle-associated membrane protein-associated protein B/C. NCBI's taxonomy places the organism in Eukaryota, Metazoa, Chordata, Actinopteri, Beloniformes, Adrianichthyidae. Gene Ontology annotation, biological process: endoplasmic reticulum membrane organization. Gene Ontology annotation, cellular component: plasma membrane; endoplasmic reticulum membrane. The record is from RefSeq and is a predicted model, not a curated record. Gene Ontology annotation, molecular function: FFAT motif binding.